AUGGCUAGCAGCAGUCCCAGGGAGAGUCUUCAGGGAGAAGCCGUUUGCCCCAUAUGCUGGGAAUACUACGUCAAGCCGAUCAUCCUGGACUGUGGGCACAAUUUUUGCCUGGCCUGCAUUUCUGAGUGCUGGAAGGAGUUUCCUGACAACACUGCCUGCCCCCAGUGCAGAGCCGCCGUAGAGAGAAGCAACUGCCGCCUAAACACCCCGCUGGCGAACAUGGUUCAGAUCGUCAAGCAGCUGAGUAGCCAGGGGAGGGACGAAGGGGCGUGGGUGAAGGUCUGUGCGGCGCACCCGGAGCCCUCCCGAGCGGUCUUCUGUAAGGAUGACGAAGUCAUCUUCUGCCAGGCAUGUGCAGGAUCCGAGCAGCACAGAGAUCACUGCCAGGCUCCUGUGGAGGAAGCUGCCCGGAUGUACAAGGAUUGCUUUUUUAGCUAUAUUGAGGUGCUAAAGAAGGAGAGGGCUGAGAUUGUGAAGCUGAAAGUCAACGUUGCAGAGUGGGGUGAUCAGCUGCUGAGAAACACUUAUUCAGAGAACCAAGCGAUAACGGCUGGGUUCAAGCAAUUGCAUGAAUUCCUGAUACACCAAGAGAACUACCUGCUGGCGCUCGUAGAGCCUGUGCCCAAGCAGGUGGGCAAGAAAAGGGACAAAGACUUGGCCCAUCUCUCUCUGGAGAUCUGCUCUCUAGAGAACAACAUCCGGCUGCUGCAGAAGAAGGCUUCGCAACCGGCACAUGAGUUCCUGCAGGAUCCCUGGAAGAGCUUUGACAGAUGUCAGGAUUCCCCUGGGUCUCCACGCCAGGGCACUUCUCGACGUCGUGCCUCUGCUUCUCCUCGACACAUCUCUCCACGUCAUGCGAAGGAACAUCUUACCAAGCGUCGCCGGUCUCUUUUGCCGUCGAUGGGGGACAUCUACUUAUCCGCUUCCUCGGACGAGGACAUUAUUGAAGUCCUGCUGAUGCUGGACGAUGCCAUGACUUAUCGCGCCCAUUUCAGGGACUGCCGAUUGGAGACUCUGGCAAAUGCCUGCUUGCUGAAUAGAGCCCACGUGACCUUGGACGCAAAUUCGCAUCACCCCCAACUCCUCCUGUCCCACGACCGCCAAAGCGUGAAGUGGACACACUCGGCGGUGACGCUGCCUAACUCGCACAAAAGAUUUGAAAAAAACACUUGCGUGGUGGGAUGCCAGGAGUUCACCAUCGGGCGCCAUUUCUGGGAGGUCAAGGUGAUCGGCCAGGGGGAUUGGGCCGUGGGGGUCGCCAGAAGCUCCGUGAAGAGGAAGGGCUACUUCAACCUGUGCACCAAGGAAGGGGUCUUUGCCGUGGGCAAGCUGGAGCAGCAGUACAGGGUCAUCGACGUCCCGCAUCGCGUUCAUCUGCUGCUGGACGGAGAGCUCAGGAGGAUCCGGGUGUCCGUGAACUGCUCCGGUGGGGAAGUUAACUUUUAUGAUGUGGCAACAGCCACUAGGAUCUGUGGGUUCACCGAACUGGCCUGCUUCCAAGAGACCUUUCUCCCCUUCUUCUGGCUGAACGGACCAAUCCAGCUGAGUCUUAAGCAGUAG
This is a messenger RNA of Euleptes europaea (tarantolino), 1560 nucleotides long. RefSeq names its product E3 ubiquitin-protein ligase TRIM7-like. The transcript has 7 exons. Gene Ontology annotation, molecular function: zinc ion binding; protein binding. NCBI's taxonomy places the organism in Eukaryota, Metazoa, Chordata, Lepidosauria, Squamata, Sphaerodactylidae. Bases 1 to 1560 code for a protein of 519 amino acids. The record is from RefSeq and is a predicted model, not a curated record.